Trachymyrmex septentrionalis is the source of this 3504-nucleotide messenger RNA. Its product is annotated as apoptosis-resistant E3 ubiquitin protein ligase 1. The transcript is spliced from 17 exons. The record is from RefSeq and is a predicted model, not a curated record. Bases 698 to 3490 code for a protein of 930 amino acids. NCBI's taxonomy places the organism in Eukaryota, Metazoa, Arthropoda, Insecta, Hymenoptera, Formicidae. Gene Ontology annotation, biological process: positive regulation of protein catabolic process; negative regulation of apoptotic process; protein polyubiquitination. Gene Ontology annotation, molecular function: ubiquitin-protein transferase activity.
UCGCGCGAGCGCAUCACAUAGAAAAUUGCAAACCUACAUUGUCAGAGGAAACGUUUGGUGAAUUUUGCCUUGGGGUUUAUAGCGCGUGGAUUCUCCUUCCUUUUGGAUUUCGUCUUCGUUGUUGUCCGUCUCGUUCAUUCUCAGUCUCCGUACGCGGGACAUUAUGCUCGCGGUUGACGAGCACAUUCGCGUUAUCUGCGAUAGAAACGGCAUUCUUAUCAACAAUGAGGCUGCGGCUGACUCCAGAUUAGCUGGCCGCUCGGAGAGCCUUUGACACCUUGAUUGUCAGCCGAACUUUUAGCGCGACAUUACUACCAUUGGAUUUUAGUCAAUCGUAGAAACGUCUUUGAAAAGUGUAACAGAAAUAUUUCUCCUUAUUCCCCUUUGGCCUUCUUACUGUUAGAGCCUUGCAUUUUGUCCCGACCUAAAUCUCAUAGAUCUCAUCGUUCAUACAGAUCUUUUGCCCUCCUCUCCGAGAACUGUGAGUGAAGUGUCGAUUGCGACCUCCGCCAUCGAAAAUCGUGAUUGCGCUUAAAAUCGAAUUUACAAAUUUUUCGCAGAGGAAUAAGGAAACUAACAUCAGAAUUAGAUGCGGGAAUCGACACCGAUGCGACAGCAGUGAACAGGGCAAUGCGCUGUUAAGAACGGCCGUAAAGCUACGAAAGGUCAUCGAGAAAAAGAAAAAGAGAGAGAAAUUAUGCCGGACAAAAAUCUCGUCUGCCGGAAUGGACAACGCGAAAACAAAGAUUUUCUUGCCGGCGAAAUAUCAUCCAUCGGCAUGUCAUUACGGCCCAGCGGGAGCGCAUCCUCCGGCAUCUCGACUCUCGCGAGCUGCGGCGAGGUGGAUGCGCUGCCCGAGCUACCGGCCCAAGAUGAGGAACGUCUGCAGCGCGCUGCGCGUCUGCUGCAGCAGAGAUUGGUGUUACGUCAAUGGCUGAUGGACCAUGGCCUACAUAAUUAUUAUCAAAAGUUGAUGCAAAUGGAAGUUAUGUCCCUGGAGGAUGUAUACUGGGUAGAGGAUAAUGCAGCACGGACAGCUCUUGGCAAGGAUUUACCACGGUGGACUCAAGCUAGGCAGACGUUACCUACUUCGAAGGAAGAUUUGGAAACUCUUAAAGCGGAUCUCUGGAGUGCUGUUGUAAAGAAUAGUCAACACCAGGAUGCUUGGACAUGGGGCGGUAUGCUGAUAGUUUCCGUAUCGGUGGCAGGGCUGGUUACUCUGGCUGCUAUGACGCAGCCCGCUUUGGCACCUGAAGCGAAACACUCUCUUUUGCAAUACGUCACAGGGAAAUAUUUAUUGCCGAGUAACUGCCGCGUUCAUUUCGAGUGGGAAGAACCUCAAUUGGUCGGCGAAACGAUGACUUUUACGGUCAAAUUUUAUCAACGCAAUGGUCAGCCGUACCCAAUAUGUGACAAAGAUAAUUUGAUUGUGGAGGUAACAGAGGAUACACGCAGAGUAGCUACAUUAAUAGAACUGGGAGGCACCGACCCCUUAGCUGCAAAUACUGCAGUAGUAAAGUUUACUGUCCGCCAUGCGGGACAAUAUCGAAUAGCUGUACUUAUCGGAUCGUGUCAUGUUCAUGGCAGCCCGUUUCUUAAGAAUUUUCUUCCUGGUCCACCAGAUCCAAAUAAGACAGUCUUUGUACGACAAAGUUCUACGGUCGUUUGUACAGCUGGGAUAGCCCAUUCGAUGACAAUAGAGCCACGCGAUGAAUAUGAUAAUCUGUGCAUAUUUGGGCCUGGAGAUCAGCCUACAGAAGGUUAUAGUGUCAAUAUUACUCAGAUUGGUAGUACAGUAGAUAAAGGAUCGAUGAUAGACUAUAGUAUUCAACUCGACUAUGAUUCUUCAAAUCAAAGAAUUCGUUUGAAAGUGAGCUUUCCAAAAGGCGGAUGUUAUCAUGCAACGGUUAGCUUGGCAGGAUUACAGCUGCAUAAUGGAGAUUUUGAUAUCAUCGUUCUCGAAAAUUCCGUCGCAAGAAUGGUGCAUAAUAAUGUAGCAUCUAAGGAUCCAGAUAUCUGUUAUGUUGCAAAGUUAUUAGGCAUGCAAGGAGAAAGAUUUUCUAAACCAAAGAAAGUCUUCUGCUUUAUCUCGCCUAAGCAACUUACGAUUAAGGAAUAUUUAUUAAAAUUUAUUCCCAAAAGACUCGUAACAUUUAGACUAUGUCCUUCGACAAAGUUCCAUUUUGAAAAUUCGACCAAUCAGCACGAGGGAUAUUAUCCUUUCUCGAUAGACGAUGGAUGUCAACCUCCCGUUGAACUAAUAUCUCUGUAUCGUGAUAUAAUAGCCGCCACUUUCACUUUGUUUCUCUUGAAAAACAUCGGCGGUAGUGAAACAUUCGCUGACAAACAAGAUUUUUUCUAUCAUGAAGUCCGCAAGCACCAUCAGAAGCAUUACCACGAGAAACUCUCCAUGAAAGUGCAGCGUGAUAAGCUUUUAGAAUCGUCUAUGAAAGCUACUAAAGGAUUUUCCGUGAGUGAUUGGUGUCGAAAUUUUGAAAUAAUAUUUCAAGGCGAACAAGGCGUUGAUUGGGGUGGCGUGCGACGUGAAUGGUUCGAAUUGAUAUGCGCCGCGCUAUUUGAUCCGGGCAAUGGUUUGUUCGCGUCAUUUGGGGAGUCGCAACAGGCAUUAGUGCAUCCAAAUCCCAAACGACCAUCGCAUCUUAAAUUGAAGCACUAUGAGUUUGCCGGACGUAUCGUAGGAAAGUGUCUUUAUGAGUCGGCGCUCGGCGGCUCCUAUCGUCAGUUAGUACGCGCACGAUUCACCAGAUCAUUCCUUGCACAGAUUAUAGGACUUAGAGUGCAUUACAAGUAUUUUGAACAAGAUGAUCCUGAUUUAUACUUGAGUAAGGUAAAGUAUAUUCUUGAGAACGACGUUGAAGAAAUGGAAUUGUACUUCGUUGAAGAAGAAUAUGAUAAGGAUGGACAAUUGUUGAAGGUGGCAGAAUUAAUUCCUGGUGGUAGCAAAGUCCGAGUGACUAACGAUACGAAACUUCGUUAUCUGGAUGCACUCGCUCAGCACCGACUUGCUAGUUCCAUCCGCAACGAAGUCGAUCAUUUUCUGCGCGGUCUUAACGAACUGAUUCCCGAUAACCUCUUAGGUAUAUUUGAUGAAAAUGAAUUAGAGUUACUAUUAUGCGGGACUGGUGAGUACAGCGUGGCAGAUUUACGCGCGCAUCACAUAGCUAACGGAAGUUCUCCGGAAUUUCUUCGAGUACUCGAUUGGUUCUGGACGGCGGUGAGCAAUUUUACGCAGGAGGAGAUGGCACGAUUGCUCCAAUUCACUACGGGUUGCUCGCAAUUACCGCCUGGUGGAUUUCAACAACUGAGCCCUCGUUUUCAGAUUACAGCUGCACCAACGUUCGCUAAUUUGCCUACAGCACAUACUUGCUUUAACCAACUCUGCUUACCUGAUUAUGAGUGCUACGAUCACUUUGAACGAGCGUUACUGUUGGCAAUCAGCGAGGGCACCGAAGGUUUCGGCAUGAUCUAACCGGGAAAGCCCGG